Lolium rigidum is the source of this 228-nucleotide messenger RNA. RefSeq lists its product as uncharacterized. The transcript is spliced from 2 exons. The coding region runs from base 1 to 228 and encodes 75 amino acids. The record is from RefSeq and is a predicted model, not a curated record. NCBI's taxonomy places the organism in Eukaryota, Viridiplantae, Streptophyta, Magnoliopsida, Poales, Poaceae.
AUGAGGUUACUCUUCGGCAUUCUGAGGCUUGUUGCUCUGGUGUUCAUGGUGGUGGUCAGUUCAUCGCUUGAUCAGGCAGUAGUAGUACGAGUUGGUGCUAUUCGGCUGCACGACAGAAGGGCGCACGGGGAGCAGUGGGCGGAGGAGAGGAUGCAGCUGAGGGCGUACCUGACCAUGGACUACAACGACAAAAAACUCAAUAAGCGGCACAUCCCCAAGCACAACUGA